Ostertagia ostertagi is the source of this 1305-nucleotide messenger RNA. NCBI's taxonomy places the organism in Eukaryota, Metazoa, Nematoda, Chromadorea, Rhabditida, Trichostrongylidae. The record is from the annotation of a GenBank genome assembly.
AUGGCUCGUGGACCGAAGAAGCAUCUUAAGCGUCUAGCAGCGCCAAAGCAUUGGAUGCUAGACAAACUCGGAGGAGUUUUUGCUGUUCGACCAAGAAGUGGACCUCACAAGCUGCGAGAAUGCUUACCUCUGAACCUCUUCCUUCGCAAUCGUCUGAAGUAUGCCUUGAACUAUUCUGAGGUGAAGAAAAUCAUGCGUCAGCGAAUUAUAAAGGUUGAUGGAAAGAUCCGCACCGACCACAAAUUCCCUGCUGGAUUUAUGGAUGUGAUCAGCAUUGAGCGAACCAACGAGACUUUCCGCCUUCUAUAUGAUGUCAAGGGCCGUUAUACGGUGCACAGAAUCACAGCUGCAGAGGGUCAAUUCAAGCUUUGCAAGGUUAAGGCUCUGCACGUUGCCAAGAAGAAUAUCCCAUACAUCACUACCAAUGACGGACGCACCAUCAGAUAUCCUGACCCACACAUCAAGGUGAACGAUACUGUCGUCAUCGACCUGACCUCCAACAAGAUCACUGACUUCGUAAAGUUUGAAGCUGGAAACCUGGCCAUGGUUACUGGAGGACGUAACGUUGGUCGUGUUGGUGUGAUUGGACAUCGUGAGAAACUGCCUGGUGCUUUCGACAUCAUCCACAUAAAGGAUUCCGCUGGACACUCCUUCGCCACUCGUGUGUCAAACGUGUUCGUUAUCGGAAAGGGCAACAAAGCUCUCGUCUCACUUCCUGCUUCUAAGGAUUGUCAAAUGAGACAUAGAUUGUGGAAAGCUUUGAAUGGAUUGAUUUGUGUCUAUAAACCUGUGGACCUCUCAAUCACUGGAUUAAAGAGGCAAAUCGUGAAGCGAAUAUGUGCUGAUGGGAACGAGGUAGUAGGAAUGCCUCGGCUUCCGCUGAUAAAAAUGCCUAUUGUGGAGCCGCAUGAGACGAGUGGAGCGCUACUGGUAGUUGGAGAGAAAGAAGUGCAGGAUUACACGCUGCAUCCACUCGUCUGUGGUGAGGCAUUCCGGCCCGAAGAUAUUAGGUUGGAAGAGGUUCACUACAUGGAAAGUACUUCUUCCGGUGUGUGCGGUGAGAGCACCUUCGGUCCAUUCCAUGCAAAUCACGCGUUGUUGGAGAAGCAAAUUUCGCUUCAGAAUAUUGUUAGAAAUAUCGAAUUGUGCAGGAGAAUCAUGAAUAAUCUACCGGAUGACGAAGGUGUCGUCUCUGAAAGCAACAGCCCGUACGAAGAGGAAAGGGAUGUGGUGGAUGGACUCGAUCUGCAAAUAGAGCAGGAAGUUGAUGCAAUGAGACCUCCAUGGCCGAGACAUUACACGUGA